AUGGAGUAUUUUGAUUUCGAAGGCGCCUCGUCUGCCCAUGACUCUAACCAACUAGGCGACGAUGUCGCUUCGACUGAUAUUGAACUCGAUGAAGCCGAAGAACAGACAGCUAACUUUCACUCACUGGUUCACGAUCAGACAUUGGAUUUUCCCACUGAAUCGGCGCCGGAGCAGUCCGAAGUGAAUGUUUCACAAGCCACUGACCCCGUCGGGGUCGACGGGGUUUACCCCAUGUUCCGUGCCCAAGAACCAUGCGACUAUUUCCGGCUAAGGGGACUGGACUGUUUUGUCGCAAAGCGCGCGCCUGGCAAGUUCCUCCAGACAUUACAUAGCGUGUCCGAGAAUGCCUACGUUCCUACAGGUAGCCUGACUGGAAAAAUAGCGUUGAAAUCAUUUUCAUACAACACAUAUCCCAAUGACCCAGAUUUACGCUCUCAAAAAAGCGGUGCUCGAUUCUCGCGCAAGGCAACCAGCAUCCUGAAGGGCUGGCCGAGGGACCACAAUGAGAACCCUUAUCCUACCGAACAAGAGAGAGAAAAACUGAAACAACACAGUGGUUUAACUCGGACGCAAAUUGCCAAUUGGCUUGCCAAUGCGAGGCGACGCGGCAAAGUUCGUUCGUCGCCCGGGGGCAGUUCUCCCGUUCCAGGAGCUGUGUAUAUCCCCAUGAAGGAAUCCGUCAACAUAUCCCUCAUGACUCCUCUUGAACGUUGGAAGUACUCUCCUCCCGAAAACGAACCGGCUACGAUCAGCGAUAUUACCCGUGCCCUGGCCAAUCCUCCAUUCGAUCCAUCCCGUCCACGCGGGGCCCCGUCGAGUCACCGGCACGAGAAGUCCAUGCAUUUAAUCCUGGACAAAUGGACCUGCUCCCCUCACGGCGGUACAAUUGAACAGAACGGUAUACCUCUUUGUGUCUUCUGCUUGGCAGCUAGUCCAGACGAUGAACACCUAGAAACUCACAACUUCAUCAGUUGCCAAGAGAAGGCAGUGCAAGAGAGAACAUUCUACCGGAAGGAUCAUCUCAACCAACACCUCCGCUUGAUGCACAAUGCCAAGUUUCAACCAUGCAUGGAGAAAUGGCAAAGCAGCAUUACAGAUAUCAAAUCCCGAUGUGGAUUCUGUGGCUCCGUCUUCCAGAAAUGGAAAGAUCGAGUGGACCAUUUGGCCGGUCACUUCAAAAAUGGAGCUAGCAUGGCUCAAUGGCAAGGAGAUUGGGGCUUUGAUCCCCAGAUUCAAGCUCGGGUCGAAAACGCCAUUCCACCGUACAUGAUUGACUAUGAAUGGCGGUCCCCUGAUCCCUGGGCUACUGAGCAAGCUAAGGGAGAUGGCACCGCACUUGGGCUUCCUGUUCCUACGGAUAUCAAUUGUUACCAUCGGCUUUCUCGCGAACUCACCACAUACAUCCAUGAUCAAAAGGCACAAGGUCGUGUACCAUCAGAUCAAAUGAUACAAGCUGAGGCUCGCCGUGUCAUCUAUGGAUGUGAUGAUCCUUGGAACCAGACUUGCGCAGAUAACAUUGUUUGGCUGAGUGUCCUCAAGCGCGAUUGUGGACUACAGACUACUGUGAACAACGACAGCAUCCAAUUUGCCGAUCUUGGCAUGCAGCCUCCAUUCGCUAUCAAUGGCGGCCUCCGAGCUGCACCCCGGGAGAUCAAUACACUAGCGCGAACAGUAUUUCAAGGGGCCCCCGUCCACAGUCCUGCCAUCUCUAACCCGAGCCUGCGCGGUCAUGGCUUUCCUGGCACUGGCUUCUCUUCUGCCGGGCCCAGCCGACCGGGGAGUUUAUCAGGCAGUUACGCUGGCAGUGCAGGGAUGGUGUCAGCUGGUCCUGAUCUGUCCUUCUCGGAUUGGGCUAGUAGUCUUCCGACCACUGAAUCUGCCCCGGGGGAAAGCACAGCUGACUCUCUGGUACAAAUGGGAUUUGACCCAGAAUUCCUACAACGACUGAAUGACAGCUACGGUGAAAUCAAUCCGGAUGAUUUGGAAGGCUUGCAUCUAGAUCGCGCCGAUGGCCAAAAAAGCCCCGAAGAACAAGGAUGGCCAAAUAAAGACUUACUUGGUCCGCCCACCGCCUCAUCUCUGCUGGGUGAUGUGUCUGCUUCAGAUCCGGUAGCUCUUCUCAAUUCCAAAGUGGGCCACCCUCCUGCAUCGAAUGCCACCCAUGAUGAUACGCCAGGAUACUUUGGCAAUCGCAAAUUUUGA
Messenger RNA from Penicillium digitatum Pd1, 2202 nucleotides. Lineage: Eukaryota; Fungi; Ascomycota; Eurotiomycetes; Eurotiales; Aspergillaceae. The record is from RefSeq and is a predicted model, not a curated record.